Astrephomene gubernaculifera is the source of this 2814-nucleotide messenger RNA. The record is from the annotation of a GenBank genome assembly. NCBI's taxonomy places the organism in Eukaryota, Viridiplantae, Chlorophyta, Chlorophyceae, Chlamydomonadales, Astrephomenaceae.
UGAAUUGCCUCUUCCUCACAAUUUGAGAGUCGCUCUACAUAGUAACUUCACAGCCUGUCGUGAAUUCAGCCCCCGGGCAGUGGGCGACUAGUUAGCAACGCCAGACACGCUUUUGACGGAUGCUCCGAGCUUCAGAAAUCUCGCUGAAAAGUCUGCCAACUCCUUUCAAGGCGCUGGCUCCUAUGUCCUCCUUGCCCUAUGACAUGGAAGACUCUGAGGAGCGUAGCAGCAAUGAUGAAUUUGACUACCAAGGACAUUCUUUGAAGAUUGCGCAUGCGGGGUCGCGCUCUCUGGGCUUGACUCUGAGCGCGUCUCGAGGAGCGUCCAGGAAUGCAUCUGUAACUUGUGCUUCCUGGGUUCCAGCUUUUCUCUCCGCAACAUACUUCCAACCAUGCGAGCGGCACCGGCACCACAAGAAGAACGAGUGUACAUUCUUCUGCGUCACCUGCGGCGCUAAGCCUCACAGUGUGUGCCAGCAUUGCAUGGGAGCUCACGCGGGUCAUCAGGUCAUCCAGGUUCGCCGGUACGUCUACUGCGAUGUGGUGCGCACCUGCGACAUCAAUGCCUACGUGGACACAACUGGUGUACAGAACUACAUUAUUAACAGCGCCAAGGUGAUGUUCCUCAACCACCGACCGCACUCCAAGAUUGGUCGCGCAAAUGGAGUGGACACCUGCCGCACCUGCCACCGCCAUCUGCGGGAGGGCUACAGCUACUGCUCGCUAGCUUGCAAGGUUGAAGCACUAACGCAUGGCGAGUCGGGGCUCCGACCCUGCCCUGGCGGCAGCGGCGACGUUGAUGUCGAUGGCGAUGAGGCCUCCGCCGCCGCUGCGGCGGCGGCGGUGCUGGCUGGAGGCAGCCCCCGGCGCUUCGACAGCGGCGUCGCCACAAAGUGCGCCGUACGCUCCGCCGCCGCCGCUGCGGCUCACGGCGGGGUGAGCAGCGACCCAGAGAGCAGCGAGCCGGGAGAGGAUACGUUUUUGUACGGCACAUCAACCAGUCGCCAUGUCGUACGUUCGGGCAGUGUUGUGGUGCAACAGCACCGACCGACUGCUGCUGCCGCGGCGGCGGCGGCGGGAGGAGAAGGACAUGGCAGCGAUGGGUUUGGCGGCGGUGCGGGCUCGUCCGAGGAUGACUGCUGCGACUUUAACUUUGAGAACCCGCCCAAGCGUCGCCGAUCGGCUCUGACGACUCGUCGCCCCGCAAGCCUCGAUGCAGCGCAUCCGGGCCGACCCAACCCCCGCUCCGCUGCGGCAGUAGCUGCGGCCUCCGCAGCCUCCGUGGCAGCAGCGGCGGCGACGCUGCUUCAAUCGUAUAGAAACGGAAUUGCCGCGGCCGCUGCCGCCGCCGCUGGCAAAGCCACCGCUGACGUCCCCGCCGGCGGCGGCUCAACGGAUGCCGGCGGCUGUAGCUCAAGCGACGGCAGCGGCAGUAGCGGAUGUGAGUCUGCAGCGGCGGCGGCCGCAGCCGCUGCUUGCAUGAGUCGCCGGAAGCAAAAUGCUCCGCAGCGCUCUGCCAUCUGAACAACCUAAUCGCCUGUUGGGGCCUGUCUUGACGGCCCCGCUGAUGGGGCUGCUGGGUUCUGGUAAGCCUUUGGGAUAGGAGGAAACGGUGGAGAAGAUGAGGGAAGGGACGGGGUGUGGCGAGCGGAUUUUAUGUUUUUUGUUUGGGUUUUGUUGUUGUUGCCGGGCAGGGAGGCGGCUGCCACUGCUGGUCGGGGAGUGCGUGUUUUGCAUGCAUGAACAGCUUGCACUGACCCAUGGGCCACCCGCAGAGGAGGGUGCAGUUUGGCUACCUUGAAACUCGAAUUGGAAGCCCAGAGAGCCGGUUGGUUGCCGGGAUUUGGAAGAGAUCCAGGGGGCUCCUCCGAAAUUGGAUUGCGAUGAAUUUUGGCUGAUUCGUUUAUCGCGACUCGUGCAUCUAUUGGAUCGAGUCUGGUUUCGGAGGUAUCGCGGUGAGAAAUCGAAUGGCUGUGCGGGGCGGGAGGUUGGCGAACAGCCUUCCUCUUCUUCUUCUCUUACUCCUUACGUAAUCUCCUCACAUGGUUGCGACUUGUGGGUGUUGUUAGGCAAAUGGGUAUACAGCCUGCCCAAGGGUAGGUACGGCGAGCCAGCCGUCCUGAAUUUUGCCGUACAUUAGCAAGUCGCUGCGCAGUAGCAGUGAUGUACGGCGUUUGUGUUUGGAAGGAAUGUACGGCACAACUAUGAGAUGUGGGCUGUAUGGAUCCGGUUAAGGAUCCUGUCCUGACGUCCCACUUCUCGGUGACUGUCAUGAUGUGUUUACCGCUGGUGGCCAUGUGAACCGUCGUGUCUUUGAAGGUUGAAAAGCCUGGCUGACACUACAUUCGUUUUUUCGAGCUUUUUGUUUACCAGGCAUUUCUGGCGGUACUUUUGGCGGCCUUUUGUGGCACGGCAUUGGCAGCCUUGAGAGAGAAGGGCAAGAAAGACGCUUUCGUCCCUGCGUCAAUUAUAAUAGUAUCGUUGGAUACCGCGAAUAUUGAGAGAGCGGAGGAGGGAUAAUAGAUUUUGAGAAGAUAAUCGUCAUUUACUGGAUCACGAGAAGACAAUUUCCUUCACUAGGUGGGCGAAUGGUUGGGGACUUGGGCGCGCUGUCAAAUGCUCACGUUACUGGUAAGUUCAGCGUUGACGUGACUGAUUGACGCAUCGUGGGAAAUUGACGAUAAGGACGAUAACCCGGCGAUUUGGUACCUUUUAUAACGGCGGCCUUUGGCCCUUCUUGCACGUGUGACACGCCUUGGACUCCUGUGCGGUAUUUAUAUGUGUGGGGGAGACAUGGGGGGAAUGAAGAUGUAUG